CUUAUGCGUAUCCGGUAUAUUGUGUUAUUUGGUGUAAACAAAUGGAGGUUGGUUGAGUCGAAGCGAAAAUGGCAGAGAGGAAAUACGAUUUAGCCCUUGUUAAUACGCUAACUGACAAGAAAGUUCGACUACAUCCAUGGUAUAAAGAAAGAUUACAGACAAAACUCAUCAAGUCUUUGAAACCAGCAGAUACUUCAAAAUGUUUGAUGGGAAAAGAUUGGUUGUUUCUGAAAGACGGUUUAGAUGAUUUUAGAGAUGGUUUGCCACCGCCAGUUCAAGGAGAUGUCUUCAUCAAGGGAAGCAAAGGACCCGGGCCUAAUGUUAAGCACAGUAGUGAAAACACCAGGGUAGUCAAACAACCAGCGGUGAGGAACCGGUUCAGUAAACAUCAAAUCUGUUACUCAAGGCUAACUCCCUUACAACAGCAGCGCAGGGAUCAUAUUGAUGAAAUUGAGUAUGGCUUAACUCAGCACCCCCUGGCUCUGUACCCACACCUGGAGGAGAGUGUUAACCCAGAGCUUUUUGAGGAUAUUGUGGACAUCCUCGAUCCUGAGAUGAACCUAGACUCAGAAGUUGGUUCGUUGGAGGACUUUGAUGAGGAGGAAGACACCUUCUCCAAGACGGAUGAGGAUGGAGAUAAAAUUUCGGAGGCUGAUCUUGACAAAGCACCCGAGACGGAUGAGACGGUGGUUAGGAAUCCCUACCGAUGGCUUCCUCGUAAGGAAGAAAAAGAGAAGAAAGACAAGAAGAAAUCUUCUGAUCGUGGACAAGGAUCACCUUCUAGAGGUGAGCACAUAGAAAAAGUAACCAAAGAGUUUUGUGACUGGGUAUCCAGCCUUGGAGGGGAGGAAAAUAAUAUUGAGGAGUCGACUAUCACAAGUUUGUUUGCAAGUGGUUACGAGACCAAGCCCGCCCUAUCCGUGCCCAUACACGUCGUAGAGCUUACCAACGUUCCUCAGGACCUGCGCAGCACAGCUCCGGGAGCACAGACACAACAGACUAACAAAAAUAUACCACCCCCAGAGAUAAAGAAAGAAAACUGGAGCUACACAGGAAAAUAUGAACCAAGUUGGGUAAAAUUCAAGUAUGGAUCUUGGUAUUUAGAUCCUAAAACUUGGAAAAUGAGGAAAUUUGUCGACCCCCUUAUGGACCCGAAAGAGAUUAAAGACAUGGAAAUGUCUGAAGCCAAGAAGAGGAGCAAAGAAUUGAAUCAAGAAAUAUCAAUUUCACAUGGAGCAAAGGCGUUUACAGAAUUUAUGAACAGGAGAGAUGACCGUAAACCAGAGUUUUUAGUAGAAGUUGAGGAUAUUCAACAGAAAGCAGCCGAGGAAGAAGCCAGGAGAUUAGAGGCAGAGUUAGCGGCAAAGAACAAAACAUUUAUAUACCGCAAGAAGGCUGAUGCCGUAGAAGCUUCCUAGCUUUUGUAGAAACAAUGCGACAGUUUAUCAGUAUCCGAAAAAUACCAUUCAGGUCAAGGUCGUGCCAGUGACAUAACACUAUAAGGCAUUUGUUUUAUUAUAUUAAGAUUCCGUCCAUUUUUGUCUAGUAUGUCUAGAAUAUGUUAUAUCUAGUGGAAUAAGUGGUCCAUCAAGUGAUUGUGAAAUAUUAAGUUCUGGAACUGUUUUAUUUCUUACAAUAUUAAGUGAAAAUUGGGAACCUUACACCAGGUUUUUUUCACGCAACUUUCGUACCAAGAAAGCCACAUGGAAUGGCAAUACUGAGAAAGUUUUUUCCCUCUUGAAACGUUUUCCUUUUGAAUCUGUCCAUCUUUUAUGAUUCAUUAAAAGGGAUAUUUAUUUUCUUGUUGUACCAAGUUUGCAUACAUUGCAAAACUAAAUUUUGCAAAUCUUUUCUUAAAAGUUGAUAUACGAAUAUUACCAUGUUAUUACAUCACUGCUGACAGUUAUCUUAAGUAUGGAGCACACAAUAUUAUCAAUUAAUGUUAACUGCUUCUUGUAAAGCUGCUAUGUAGAUUUGAUGAGGACGAUACUUGUUCUAUAAGAAUGUAUCACAAUGUUUAAUGUGUAUGAUGGUUAUAUUAAAUAUUAAGCAUCAGAGCCUAAUUGUUUUUAAUUUUUCGACUUGGUCCUGAUGUAUAUUUUGGUAUACCUGACCUGUAGGCUUUUGUUGUAUGAAAUGUGUAAGCUUAAAUACAUUGA
Messenger RNA from Mizuhopecten yessoensis (Yesso scallop), 2159 nucleotides. Its product is annotated as protein FAM47E-like. The record is from RefSeq and is a predicted model, not a curated record. NCBI's taxonomy places the organism in Eukaryota, Metazoa, Mollusca, Bivalvia, Pectinida, Pectinidae. Bases 69 to 1418 code for a protein of 449 amino acids. The transcript has 9 exons.